AUGAGCCUUCAUGAUCAGCGGCUAUCAUCCUACAAUAAGAAGAGAAAUAUUUGCGCACCAGAAUUGUUCUUCCAAAAACUUGUACGAUGUUUGAGAAAGUGGAUAGGCAAAAUAUUGUGGGUCACGAUCAACGCACAGAAAUGCUCAGAGCUUCUUUACAAAAUAUUAUACGAAAGAAAAACUCCAGGUAUGGACAUCUAUGAUACUCCUGAUCAACCUGGAAGCUUAAAAUGGUUCCCAUGGUUGGUACUUUGUGCCCAAAUUUUGGGACUUGGCUCGGUCAUUCUUGUGGCCGUAUGGCUUGGACAAUACAGAGGUGGUUUUGCAUGGCAAAGUGAUGUGAGCAAAGAAUUCAACUACCAUCCACUCUUCAUGGUACUUGGGAUGAUAUUCCUCUAUGGAGAUGCCAUCUUGGUGUACAGAGUUUUCAGGAAUGGUCGCAAGACAUAUAUAAAGAUUUUGCAUGCCAUCAUGAUGUUGUUGUCACUCAUUUUUUCAUCUGUUGGUCUCAAAGCUGUCUUUGAUUCUCACAAUUUGGCCGAAAAACCAAUUCCAAACAUGUACAGCCUUCAUUCCUGGAUUGGAUUAGCCACAGUUCUUUUAUUUGCUUUACAGUGGAUAUUUGGUUUUUCAUCUUUUUUGUUACCGAACAUGAGUCAACAAUGGAAACAAAAUCUGAUGCCGUUUCAUGUGUUCUUUGGAAUGGCCAUCUUUUGUCUUGCAUUGGCAUCAUCACUCACUGGACUCACAGAAAAGGCAUUUUUUGUUCUGAAGUCUAAUUAUGCUACCAGCCCGGAAGGUGUCCUCAUCAAUAGUCUUGGCCUUGUUCUUAUAUCUUUUGUCAUGUUAAUAAUCUACAUUGCGAGCCGAUCUGAAUACAAACGUUAUCCAUUGCCUGAAGAACGCCACAUACAACUGAUUCUCUUUUUCUUCUUUUCUUUCUUUUUUUUUUCUUUUCUUCUCUUUUUCUUUUCUUCUCUUUUUCUUUUCUUCUCUUUUUCUUUUCUUCUCUUUUUCUUUUCUUCUCUUUUUCUUUUCUUCUCUUUUCUUUUCUUCUCUUUUCUUCUUUUUUUCUUUCUCUUUUCUUUUCUUCUUCUUCUCUUUUCUUCUUUUUUUCCUUCUCUUUUCUUUUCUUCUCUUCUCUUUUCUUCUUUUUUUCCUUCUCUUUUCUUUUCUUCUUCUCUUUUCUUCUUUUUUCCUUCUCUUUUCUUUCUUCUCUUUUUCUUUUUCUUCUCUUUUCUUUUCUUCUCUUUUUCUUUUUUCUUCUCUUUUCUUUUUUUCUCUUUUUUCUUUCUUCUCUUUUCUUUCUUCUCUUUCUUCUCUUUUUCUUUUCUUCUCUUUUCUUUUCUUCUUUUUUUUUUUUUUCUCUUUUCUUUUUCUUCUCUUUUCUUUUCUCUCUUUUUCUUUUCUUCUCUUUUCUUUUCUUCUUUUUUCUUUUCUUCUCUUUUUCUUUUCUUCUCUUUUCUUUUCUUCUCUUUUCUUUCUUCUCUUUUUCUUUCUUCUCUUUUCUUUUUUCUCUUUUUUCUUUUCUUCUCUUUUCUUUUCUUCUCUUUUCUUUUCUUCUCUUUUCUUUUCUUCUUUUUUUCUUUUCUUCUCUUUUUUUUUUCUUUUUUCUCCUCUCUCUCUCUUUCCCUCUCCUCUAAUUAUAUUUUAGUAGAUUCGCCACUGAUUACUGAUUAUCUAUCUAUCUAUCUAUCUAUCUAUCUAUCUAUCUAUCUAUCUAUCUAUCUAUCACAGUAUCUAUCUAUCUAUCUAGCUAUCACAGUCUGUCUCUAUCGAUUUAUCUCUAUCUAUGGGAAAGGGAACGGGAAACCGUUUUUUGUGUAG
This is a messenger RNA of Acanthosepion pharaonis, 1827 nucleotides long. The record is from the annotation of a GenBank genome assembly. NCBI's taxonomy places the organism in Eukaryota, Metazoa, Mollusca, Cephalopoda, Sepiida, Sepiidae.